Molecule: messenger RNA, 368 nt
Organism: Ilex paraguariensis (yerba mate)
Lineage: Eukaryota; Viridiplantae; Streptophyta; Magnoliopsida; Aquifoliales; Aquifoliaceae
Source: the annotation of a GenBank genome assembly
GUAUGUGGUCGUGUUAGACGAUAUAUGGAACAUACAAGCAUGGGAUGCCAUCAAGUAUGCAUUGCCUGAUGGUAAUUGUGGUAGUCGUGUACUGAUCACAACUCGUGUAGUUGAUGUGGCUUCUGAUUCAUGCUUUGAAUCCCAAGGUUACAAGUAUGAAAUGAAUGCUUUGUCUGAUGACGAGUCUUGGACUCUUUUCUACAAACGCUGCCCUCAACAUCUUGAAAGACCGUCACGAAAUAUAUUGAGAAAAUGCGAGGGAUUGCCACUUGCCAUUGUUGCAAUUGGUGGCAUAUUGGCUUUGAAGGACAAAAGUAGAAUAAACGAGUGGGAGAUGGUUCAGCGCGACCUUAGUAUUGAACUUGAAG